UCCAACAAUACUUGUUUAGUGUUUAUGUAUGUUUCUCCCAUCCAAUUCUCUCUCUCUCUCUCUCUCUUCCUUCAAUUCAUCUCCGUGUCUAUAAUCAUUUGUGGCUACACAGUUAGAGUUACAGUUACCCCUCCUUGCCUCUCUCUUCUCUUCUCUUCUCUUCUCUUCUCUUCUCUUCUCUUCUACCAACCCAGCCUAGCUUUUAAAUAUAUAAUCCCCCAACUCACUUCAUAUAUCGAUCACAUUCACUCUUCAACCUCCAUACAUACAUCUCUGACAACAACAAAACUUCCCCUUUUUUUUUUUCUUCCAAUUAUCAUAUCAUCGUAUCGUAGGUAGCUUAGCUAGGUAGGUUAGUAUAUAUAGUACUUAGGUUUGUUAGUUACGUUGGUUGUUCCGGCUACUAUAUAUACCUGAGACAAGCUAAGCUAAGCUAAGGUAGGUGAUCAUAUUAAAUUAAUAAUAAUGUCUAGCCGUAGAUCAUCAUCGCGUUCCAGACAGUCGUCGGAUGGAGUGUCCAGAAUAAGCGAGGAUCAGAUCGCCGACCUCGUCUCCAAGCUCCAACGACUUAUCCCUGAGAUCCGAAACAGACGUUCCGACAAGGCGUCGGCAUCAAAGGUUUUACAAGAGACAUGCAACUAUAUAAGAAGGCUGCAUAGGGAAGUGGAUGACUUGAGCGAAAGAUUAUCGGAGCUUUUGGAAUCAACGGACAGCGAUAGUGCUCAAGCUGCUAUUAUCAGAAGCUUACUCAUGUGAUCAUUUUUAUUUAUUAAUUAAUUAUUAUAUUGUACUCUUAUAUAUUUAACUACAUACGCUAGCUACCUCUCCUCUCCAUCUACUUAUUGUACUUUGUAAUCAUUUUUAUUUAUGUCCAUUUUUAUUUCCACUUUAAUAUAUUAUUAAUU
Molecule: messenger RNA, 905 nt
Organism: Ipomoea nil (Japanese morning glory)
Lineage: Eukaryota; Viridiplantae; Streptophyta; Magnoliopsida; Solanales; Convolvulaceae
Product: transcription factor PRE6-like
Exons: 2
Coding region: 466-756 (96 amino acids)
Biological process (GO): regulation of growth; regulation of DNA-templated transcription
Molecular function (GO): protein dimerization activity
Source: RefSeq, a predicted model, not a curated record